Molecule: messenger RNA, 1374 nt
Organism: Aethina tumida (small hive beetle)
Lineage: Eukaryota; Metazoa; Arthropoda; Insecta; Coleoptera; Nitidulidae
Product: glutathione-specific gamma-glutamylcyclotransferase 1
Exons: 3
Coding region: 199-954 (251 amino acids)
Biological process (GO): glutathione catabolic process
Cellular component (GO): cytoplasm
Molecular function (GO): glutathione specific gamma-glutamylcyclotransferase activity; gamma-glutamylcyclotransferase activity
Source: RefSeq, a predicted model, not a curated record
ACGAAACGUUGAUAAAUACGGGCCUGCGGCCCCUUUAAAAAUAAAUUCGCACUUGAAUUCGUGCGUUGCGCCGUCGAGUGAACGAAACCGACGGACGGAACGGACGAACAGAAAAGCCAAAGCAACGUGCCACAUAGUUUGAUACACAUCGCAUUGACGGGACCCGUCUGACAGCUGGUGCCGCCGUAUUGCAUCAGAAUGACUGAGACCGUGGCGGAACUGGAAAACGCCGUUUUCACCGAAAAUGACACCAAGGCCCUGUGGGUCUUCGCAUACGGCUCGUUGUGUUGGUUACCCGGUUUCCAGUUCCACAAGGCAGUCACCGGCUACAUCAAGGGCUACACGAGGAGGUUCUGGCAGGGCAACACCACGCACAGGGGCACCGAACAACAACCCGGAAGAGUGGCCACGUUAGUCGAAGAUCCGAACGGACUGGUGUACGGACUUUCCUAUGCCAUCAGCGGAGACGCCGCCAUCCCCUACCUAUCCAAACGCGAGUGCGAACUAGGCGGCUACAUAACCCAGUUCACGGACUUCCACACGAGAAAGGGCCAAGUAAUAAAGGUCCUGCUGUACGUGGCGACGCCGAAGAACCCACUAUGGCUCGGCGACGGCCGUACCGAAGACAUAGCCCGCCAAAUAGUCCAAUCGUCCGGUCCCAGCGGCCACAACGUCGAAUACCUGAUCAGAUUGGCGAACUUCAUGCGUGAACAUUUCCCGGAACAUUACGACCAUCACUUAUUCAAUUUAGAGAGGGACGUUCUGUCGAUAGUGAACGAGGAGAAUAUGUGCCUUGAGGAUCUGAUGGGUACCGGCAAGGGAUGUGUCAGGUUCGUGAGGAAGAUGUCCACCGGCAGCAACGAGAGCAACGACAAUAAUAAUCACGAGAGGCCAGAGUCCUUCCAGCACACGACCAGAGUUCCUGACAAGCCUUUGCGCUGCUUAAACAUUUAGUACUUUAAAGUGCCCACAUAUGUAUUAGUACAUGUACAUUAUAUUGUGAUUUAUUUAUUGUUUGACGAGUUUAUACAGACAUAAAUUACAUUGAAACACUAGAUGUGAUGACAUAAUAAGCUACCGUGUAGCUGAAGGAAGUUGUGAUAUGGUUUGAGUGCAUUUACUUGUAUGAUUCAUUGCACAAAGUAUUUUUCUAUUUGGCCGAUGUUUCUGUUGCCUGCCUGUUCGCCCUGAAUGUCAUUUAUUGUGUCAAAAUAUUGAGCAUCUAUUAAAUGUUUAAGACUGUUGAAAAUUAACAGCUUUAACAACAACAUAUUUUUAUUAUACCCUCCCAUCUUUAUCAAAAAUUAUUUAUAUUUUUUAUAUCAACUUAACUGUGAUUUUAUAUGAUUAUUAAACUAUAUAAUUAAUUUUAAA